This is a messenger RNA of Erythranthe guttata (spotted monkey flower), 1037 nucleotides long. The record is from RefSeq and is a predicted model, not a curated record. Lineage: Eukaryota; Viridiplantae; Streptophyta; Magnoliopsida; Lamiales; Phrymaceae.
AACAUAGAUUAAUAAUAUGAGUAUUGGAAAGAGCAAAAUUCUGAUAUUUGGUGCUACUGGCUACCUCGGCAAAUACCUGAUCAAGGCGAGCAUUUCCAUGGGCCAUCCGAAUUAUGCUUAUGUUCAUCGUGUUAAAUCCGACACCGAUCCUUCAAAGAUUCAACUUCUCCAAGAUUUUGAGUCCGUUGGAGUCAUCGUUUACCAAGGAGAGCUGGACGAGUACGAAAAGCUGGUUUCGGUGUUGAAAGUGGUUGAUGUUGUGAUAUCGGCGCUGGCAGUACCCCAACAUCUUGAUCAACUAAAGAUAAUCGCCGCCACGAAAGAGGCUGGCAAUAUAAAGAGGUUUGUUCCGUCGGAAUUUGGGAAUGAUGUAGAUAGGGUAAGCGGGGCGCUGCCCCCUUUCCAGAAGCUUCUAGAUAACAAGAAGAAGAUAAGGAGAGCAACCGAAGAAGCUGCUAUCCCUUUUACGUAUGUUUCUGCAAACUCGUUUGCAGCAUAUUUUGUUGAUUAUUUGCUCCAUCCGCAUGACUCAACUUCGGAUGAUGUCACUCUUUACGGAGAUGGAGAAGCCAAAGCGGUGUUGAACUAGGAAGAAGAUGUUGCAAUCUACACCGUAAAAGCGGCAACAGAUCCUAAAGUGGCGAAUAGAGUGAUUAUCUACAGACCCCCCAAAAACGUCGUUCCUCAAUUAGAUUUGGUUGCUGCUUGGGAGAAGAAAACCGGGCGCACCAUCCAUAAGAAUCAUAUUCCAGAGCAAGAAAUCAUCACUCUCUCUCAAAAGUUACCGUUUCCAGAUAACGUACCUGUGGCAGUUCUUCACAAUAUGUUCAUUGCUGGUGCACAGCUCAGUUUUGAAUUAACGGGCGAUGACUUGGAAGCAUCGGAGCUGUACCCAGAGCACAAGUAUACCUCAGUUGACGACCUUCUCAACCGUUGCCUUGUCGAUCCGCCAAAGCCCAAAUUGGCUGCCUUUUCUUAGUCAACUUUUUUCUCUUUUUUCUUGUCCUAAAGUGAAUAAUAUUAUUUGACCGUUGUAG